CACCAAGUCACGAACCAAAAUAAGCAUACUGACAACUGCUAACGGAAUCUUAUGAUGAAUGAUGCGAUGAAAGGGCUUCAAUCCGGUAUAAUGAUCACAGCCCUUUGUUCGCUGAUCAUUGUUACUCUAAUGAUGCAAUGGAAAGGAACAGAAUGCCAGGAGACACGUUUCAAAACUUCCUGGUACACAUUUUCGAAAUGGGGAAGAAGUUGGUGGAGGAACAGAAAAGCGUGCGAAUAUCAGGGAGGUUACCUAGUUUCUAUCGAAACUCAAGAAGAGUGGCAGUUUAUCAAUGAUGAAAUUCAAAAACGUUCUUCUUGGAAUACUAGUGCGUGGCACAUUGGUUUAAGAUUUAACAACAAGACCUGGACUUGGUUAAGUGGAGAAAAACUGAAUAUUUCGAAAUGGCGAGAUUCUGAGAAAAAAGGUCGUGCGGAAAUAUCCAAGAAUGAAAGCCUUUUUAACAAAAUUUCUCGGUCCGAAAUCAACGCCUUCAUUUGUGAAAUGCCCGAAGAAUGCUCAAACAUGUCUUUUCAAAACUCUUGGUAUAUAUUCACGAAAAAAGGAGGCAAUUGGACAACGGACAGAGGCAUCUGCCAAAGUCAAGGAGGAGAUUUGGUCUCCAUUGAAACAGAAGAAGAAUGGAAUUUCAUCGGUGACGAAAUUCAAAAUCGCAUUACGAUGUCUAACCGCUCACGUGCUUGUAAACAUCAUUCUCGUUAUGAUAAAUGGUACAUUGGCUUGGAGAAAAAAGGUGAAAAUUGGACUUGGGUGAAUGGAAAACUUGUGAACAUAUCUAAAUGGGCAGGCGAGCCAGAGUGUGGGGGAACUGUGGCUCACAUAUGCAAGCAGACUAUUAAUGGUACCCAGAGCCUAUUUUGUGACAUCCCUAGUUCUGAGAAUUUAGCUUAUAUUUGCGAAAUUCCCAUAGAAAAAUCUUCACCAUCCGAAUCUAUAAGGCCAAAACCCACUCCAUCGCCAGUUCUGUGGUCAUCAUUGAUUCCAUCGCGUUCGCCGUCACGAUCACCGUCAUUGUCUGUGUCGCAGACGCCGUCGCAGUCGAUGCCUCAGUUUUUGUCUCUGUCGAUGUCUCAGUCACCUUUUUCACAGUCACCUCAGUCACAGUCUCAGUUUCCUUCGUUGCGGUCACCUCUUCACUUGCUUUCGUCCGCGCUCUCGCCAUCGCAGUCAUUAUUGCCAUCGACAUCAUCAUCGGCGUUGCAGUCAACAAGGAUUCAAAAGCUGGCGGCGGAAUAUGUUUCUAAACUUAGCAGAAUGAAUAUCACCAACGCCAGUUCCUUACAGGAAGCCAUAGCGGUUUUGGAAAUAUUCAUCACAGGUAUUAAAAAAAUCACAAAAGCUCGUAACCGCGCCCCUAUAACAGAUGAGAUUGAGACAAGAAGAGGAUCCACUUUUAAAGUGGCUAUCGCCUUUGAAGAAUUUGCUCUUAAAUACAGCAAGCUCCACCUGACUGGAACAAGGUCCUCACAAGUGAUCGACAACCAGACAAUGGUGCUGGGUAUUCAUAAAGCCUACCACCAAAAUGCAAGUGACUUCUACUUUGAGGAUGAAGAAUCGCAAGGAAACAUAAAUGUUUCGUCUGCAAAUUUUGCGAAAUCCGUUUCACUGGUUGUUGGGAUUGUGUAUAAGGAUCUCCACGAACUACUGGACACAAAUCAAACCAUCAGAAAUGAAGCAGGCGAAGCCACAAGGUAUUUGAACUCCAGGAUAAUGGCCGUGGCUAUGGAUCCAAAACCAAACAAACUGGAAGCGAAUGUCAUGUUAAAGUUCAGAAACCUGAAGGUUGAUGAAAGAGAAAAGACAUGUGUAUUUUGGAGGGGCUUUAGCAAAAGCUCAGAAGGAUUUUCAGGGAGAGGAUGCCAUGUGGUUGCAUCGCAAAGCAACACAGAAGAAACAGUGUGCAGCUGCAAUCAUUUGACUCAUUUUGCUGUCUUACUUGACUACAACGGCAGCUCAGGGCUCACUGAGGAAGACGAAACUGUUCUGGAGAUUAUCACCUACGUGGGAUUAAGCCUGUCAAUCAUAGGAAUAAUUUUGACAGUUAUUCUAUAUUCCUUCCUUACAGAUGUUCACCAGCCUCUGUCACAAAUACGAUUGAGUCUUUCUGUUGCCCUCGGAGCUGGACAAUUUAUUUUUCUCGUCGGGAUAAACGCCACAAAAAACAAGGCCUCUUGUAUUACAGCUGCAGCUUUCAUGCAAUAUUUCCUGAUGGCUUCGUUCUGUUGGAUGCUGGUGGAGGGAUUUUACCUCUACCUCUUUGUGGUCAAAGUUUACAACAUCACCGAAAAGAUGCACAUGUAUCACGUCAUGUCAUGGGGUUUACCCAUCGUCAUGGUCGGUAUUUCAUUGUGCAUCGCUGCUGGGAAAGAUGGAAUAGAAAGCUUCACUAGUGAUAAAUAUUGCUGGCUAUCCUACACAAACAACCUCAUCUGGAUAUUCGCCGCAUUUAUGGCUUUUGUUGAAGUGCUCAACAUUUUGAUACUCGUCCGAGUCAUAAAAGAGAUGACCACGCUAGUGCAACCUAUGGGGGAAGACAAUCAUAUUAAGCAGAUACGACUUGGCUUUAAAACAUGCGCGGUGAUGAUUCCACUGAUGGGUAUAACGUGGCUAUUCGGUCUUUUGUCGCCAUGGCACAAAGCUUUCGCCUACAUUUUCACCAUCUUUAACUCUACUCAGGGAUUCCUGAUUUUUUUCUUCCAUUGUGUGCGAAACAGCCAGAUUAGAGAGCGAUUGAAAAGGAGGAUGAACGCAAUUUUUCCAUCUUCCGAAGUUGGAAACUCUGCAAGGAAAAACUCACGAGUUAACGCAAGUGAUGCCGGGAAAAUACAGGCAGUCGAAAUGCAGUCUUUCGAUGCAUAAAAGCACUGCGCCUCGGUGAGGCUCGUCAAUCCUCUUUUAGUGAUUGGCAAUCACUUAAUUAGCAUGAUCUUCCCUUAGUAGUUCCUUAGUAGAGCCUGGUUAGUAUCGUAGUAUCAGUAAGGAAGGGGGCAUUGGGAUUUUUAGUUUUACGGUGUUGGUCAUUUUUUUUAGAUCGGUUCUUCGAUUAUGUGCCAAAAAAACUUCGGUUUUACAGUUUUGGUGUUUAUUGUGGUUGGCGUAUUUCCGAAUUUUGGCACUUGGUUUUCGGUUUUCAUCAAAAGUACUAAUAGGUUUUUAGAUUUGGUAUCCGAAGUAGUUUUCGGUUUUUCCCAUUUGGGUUCCAGUUCCUCUUCGAUCUGAGGGCAGUUUUUUGCCUCCAUGGAUCUCACAUAGCUGUGAAACCUCUUUGUGCUCCAUCUGUCAACUGUAUCGGAUCGAUUAGGGUUUUGACACCUAGGAUGUGAAAAAUCGGUUUUGAUGGUUUUGGAGGCGAUUUUCGGCUUUUAGGGAAUUUUUGUCGCGGUUUUAAAUGUUUUUUUUUUCGGUUCUGCGGUUUAAUAGACCACGAUGCCCCCCCUCUCCCCCUCUCAGUAAGGUAGG
This is a messenger RNA of Pocillopora verrucosa, 3480 nucleotides long. The record is from RefSeq and is a predicted model, not a curated record. NCBI's taxonomy places the organism in Eukaryota, Metazoa, Cnidaria, Anthozoa, Scleractinia, Pocilloporidae.